CCCCCUGGUGGAUGGAGGUAGGCGGCAGCUUGUCCCAGGAGCUUACCGUAGGGCUCCCGAGAAGCUGUCUUUGGCCCCCCAGCCUGCAGCAGGAAAGCUCAGGAGGAAUGAUCUGACUCCAAAGGAGCAGUAAAGAGUUCAACUUGUAAUGAUUGGGAGGAACGCUUUGAAAUAUAUUGCAGGGGGAAGAAGUCGUCUAUUUAGAAAUUUUGGUUCUGCACACAAGGCUCCAAUGAAGUACAUUUUGGUGACUGGGGGUGUGAUCUCAGGCAUUGGAAAAGGGAUUAUUGCAAGUAGCAUUGGUACCAUCCUAAAAUCCUGCGGAUUACGAGUGACUGCAAUUAAGAUUGAUCCUUAUAUUAAUAUAGACGCUGGAACCUUUUCUCCUUAUGAACACGGAGAGGUCUUUGUGUUGGAUGAUGGUGGGGAAGUUGAUCUGGAUUUGGGAAAUUACGAGAGAUUUUUAGAUAUCAGCGUUUACAAAGACAACAACAUAACUACUGGAAAGAUUUACCAACAUGUAAUCAACAAGGAACGUCGGGGAGAUUAUCUGGGAAAAACUGUGCAAGUGGUCCCACACAUUACAGAUGCUAUUCAAGAAUGGGUUAUGAAUCAGGCAACAGUUCCCGUAGACAAAGACAAAGAAGAGCCACAAAUAUGUGUUAUUGAGUUAGGUGGCACUAUUGGAGACAUCGAGGGAAUGGCCUUUAUCGAGGCUUUCAGGCAGUUCCAGUUCAAGGCUAAGAAAGAGAAUUUUUGCAACAUACACGUCAGUCUUGUACCACAGCCAACCGCAACCGGAGAACAGAAAACAAAACCAACUCAGAACAGUGUUCGUGCUCUGAGGGGACUGGGCUUGUCUCCCGAUUUGAUUGUAUGUAGGAGUACCAAGCCAAUUGAAAUGGCAGUAAAAGAGAAGAUCUCCAUGUUUUGUCACGUGGAACCAGAACAGGUCAUCUUCAUUCACGAUGUUUCAUCAACCUACCGAGUCCCUGUCCUAUUAGAAGAACAAGGCAUCAUCAAAUAUUUUAAGCACAGACUGGAUCUCCCUAUUGAUGAUCAACCGAGUGCACAGCUUUUAAAAUGGAAACGAAUGGCUGACAGGUAUGAACGAUUGCAGCAAACUUGUUCGAUUGCACUUGUUGGAAAGUACACAAAACUCAGUGACUGCUACACAUCCGUCUUCAAAGCAUUGGAGCACUCUGCACUAGCUAUUAAUCACAAGCUAAAUCUAAUGUACAUAGAUUCAGCAGAGUUAGAACUUUCCACGAAGACUGAAGACCCCGUCAAAUAUCACAAAGCCUGGGAAAUGUUGUGCAAAGCACAGGGUAUUUUGGUUCCUGGUGGAUUUGGAAUUCGUGGGACAGAAGGAAAAAUUAAUGCAAUAACGUGGGCUAGAGAAAGAAAAAUCCCAUUCCUUGGAGUCUGUUUGGGAAUGCAGUUAGCAGUGGUGGAAUUUGCGAGAAAUUCUCUGGACUGGAAAGAUGCCAACUCCACAGAAUUUAACCCAAAUACAAAAACCCCAGUGGUUAUUGAUAUGCCUGAACAUCACCCUGGUGACAUGGGUGGGACGAUGCGGCUGGGGAAAAGAAAGACGGUCUUCAACAGCGAUGCUUCUAUUUUAAAGAAGCUCUACGGUAACCCUGAUUGUGUAGAGGAACGUCACAGACACCGGUACGAGGUAAAUCCGGAGUUUACUCAUCAGUUUGAGGAGAAGGGUUUGAAAUUUGUCGGACAUGACACAGAAGGUCAGAGGAUGGAAGUAAUUGAACUUCAAGAUCACCCAUAUUUUAUUGGGGUGCAGUUCCAUCCAGAGUUUUCUUCUCGACCCAUGAAGCCUUCUCCUCCGUAUCUGGGCUUAAUGUUGGCAGCAUCCGCAAAGCUCAGUUCAUACUUGCAGACUGGCUGUAAAUUAUCUCCAAGGGACAGCUACAGUGAACUGAGCGAAGGAAGUGCUUCCGACAGUUAGCUGCAUUUGGCAAAUAUUGCGGAAUGAACACCAGGAGAAGAACCAACUGAAUGUAUGACAUAAACAUCUCCACUAAAACAUGGUCCAUCAAGCAUCUAAAAUCACCAACACACGUGGAUUGGCUCGUGCUGAAAGAGACCGUAACGGCUGAAUGAUUUUGUAGAGAUAUCCAUUAAACCUCAUCAGCAGCAAUGGGAUACAUGUAGCAGUAUAUGUUACUCAAUGUACAGAGGUGUAAUUGUUUUGUCCCAUGUAAGUUCAGGCAGCUUUAUUUUGUUCAGUUUUCAGCCUGUGUCGUGCAAUAUAAUGUUCAUCUUUCACUUCUUCUAUUCAAGCAAAGAAACAUACAAACAGUGCAUUUGAAACACUUAUAUUUUCUAUAAAGCUCAGUCCAUUUGCCACUGUGCUGCACAAUGGGUUCACCCAUAUUAUUAGCCUAAAAGCACAUUGGUUUGUUUGCUGUUUUUGUCCAACUGGCUAUGUGCUGAUGGUAUCAGUAAGCAUAGCCCUAGAAAAUUAGGAAAAAGUCACAGUCUUUUAUAAUUAAACAUUUGUUAACUUUCUCAGUAACCUCGAAUUUUGUCUUUUCAUAUUUUGAUGAUAGUUUUCAGUGCUCUGGUAUUUAAUCAUUAUACAGUAAAUUGAAAUACAAAUUUGCUGAAUUUAAGGCCAAAUAUCUAAGUUGGCAACAUUGAAGUAUUGAAGGAUUUUUUCCCCAGCUAUUUAUAUUAUGUUUUUACAAAUUCUGUUUUAAUUUUCCCCCCAGUUCUCUGUUUAGUUAGUCAUCUACUUUGGAGAUAAUUCUCUAAAACCAAACUAAAGUUUUCUGAAAUCUUAAGCCCGAUAUUUUGAAAUUCCUUUUUUUUUUAUUCUUGUGUUUAGUGAACACACCGGUUCACAUGCUUUAAUGACAUGUUAAAAGACAGCUGAAAGUAUCUUAAGACAAGAACGUAGACAGCUCAGCAGGUUGAGUGAUUUUAACUGUAAGAAUAUUCAGAAGACCCGCUGCUAUGCUGGUCAUAUUUAUGUAUAUCUAUUGGGUGAAUAGCGUGAUGUGGAGAGAACUUUGACAACAACGAUAAAACAUACUGGCUUUAGAAGGUGCUAAGGAAGCUGAUAUAAACAGGGGAUCUUAUAAAAAAUAUUCUAAAUUACUUCUAGGCUGCAUUAACAUUUAAAUUGCAAGCUGCUGUUUACAUUUCACUUAUAUAUAAAUAUAUAUUUUUAAAUGUCCUUGAUUAUAUCACCAAUAUAAAUACCUUAAAAGAAAUGUCUGGAGACUGCCAAAAGUAGAACAUAAGGGAACCAUAUAUUUUCAACUAAAAAUAAAACAAAAACAUAUACAUAAAGCAGCGCAGAAAUACAAUAAAAAAAAAAUAACAGGAAAAAUACUAAUCCAAGCUAGCUGAGCUGCAAAGCAAUAACGGGACACUCCAGGCACCCAGACCACUUCUGCCCAUUGGAGUGGUCUGGGUGCCAACUCACACCACCCUUAACCCUG
Pelobates fuscus (common spadefoot toad) is the source of this 3470-nucleotide messenger RNA. It is a transcript of the gene CTPS2, whose product is annotated as CTP synthase 2. Lineage: Eukaryota; Metazoa; Chordata; Amphibia; Anura; Pelobatidae. Bases 149 to 1969 code for a protein of 606 amino acids. Gene Ontology annotation, cellular component: cytoophidium; cytoplasm. Gene Ontology annotation, biological process: pyrimidine nucleobase biosynthetic process; CTP biosynthetic process. Gene Ontology annotation, molecular function: CTP synthase activity; identical protein binding. The transcript has 20 exons. The record is from RefSeq and is a predicted model, not a curated record.